AUGGAUUUGUUACCAGAACUAGCUGCCAGGGCAGUUUUCAUGGAACUGAAAAAUGAGUUGGACAUCAUCUGCAUGGCGCUCACUUGUAAACGAUGGAAUAGCACUUUGAACAACAUACCCAACUUCACAUGGACCAAAGGUCGAUGUUCAUGUCCUUGGAGCACAUCCACUUCCUCAUCAACAUCAUCGACCAACACCAUCGCGACAACUACGACCACAGCAACUACAACACCAGCUGGACAAGGACGUGUAUAUUGUGCACGACUUGAUCUUGUACCAUCAAUCGACCCUGCCACGACCAGACUGCUACUGGACAUCAAGAUACCGACACCAUCUGGAUCACUACCUGCGUCACUAACAGACUUGAUGAUGGGCUUUUGCUUCAACUUUGAACUGAGCCCAGGCUUCCUUCCUCCAACUCUAAUCACUUUGAUCUUUGGUAACAACUUUAAUCGAGUUAUCAACGCUGAUGUGCUCCCGCCAUCACUUCAAUUCCUCUCAUUUGGAUAUCGAUACAAUCAACAACUUCAACGCGAUGCCCUGCCCAACUCACUACGCACACUGACCUUUGGAAACAACUAUUGUCGCGACAUACCCCUUGGAGCACUGCCGUACAGACUUGAAACAUUGACAUUUGGACACUCGUACGACAACAUCAUCGCGCCCUUGGUGCUCCCCGAGACACUACACACACUCAACUUUGGUUACAUGUUCAAUCAAGAGUUGAUUCGCGACUCACUACCUCUAUCACUCAAGACGUUGGUGUUUGGGGAUUGCUUUGAUCAGAUGAUCAUGCCAGGAUGUCUGCCAUUGGCACUCACAUCACUCACAUUUGGAUCGUACUUCAAUCGGAGUCUUCUGCCAGGUGUGAUCGAUCAAUCAAGUACGCUGGAAACACUCACCUUUGGAUACUGCUUUGAUCGUCCAUUGCUCAACUUGCCAUCAUCAAUCACAAGUCUCACUCUAGGCUUUGCCUUUGAUCAACAACAUAGAUCUGUCAAAUUGCCUGCUGGUCUAAAGACAUUGUCGGUGGACAGCAUCAGUCAAUUAACAUACUUGGGACCCACCCAAUACCUUGACACUGCCAAAGUACGUGCACUACCAACAUCACUAUCAUCUUCAAAGUAUCGCUGGCUGUUACAAUCAAUCAAGGUCAAGACAUUGAUACUCAAGUGUCACGAGGGUCUGGCCGAAUCGAUAAAGUACGUCAAGAAGGUGGCCGAUCUAUUGCCUCUGGUCGAAACAUAUCAACAAGUUGUACAAUAUCCACCAUCAAGUCCAGCUCUAAUACAUGCAGAAUAUCGUAGAUUAGACAACAAUAAUGGUUUAUAUAUAUUUCGACCUGGUGGCAACAUAAUCAUUGACAUUGAUACACUUCCCAAUCAAGAUCGACUACUAUUCAUACAUCAUCCACAACAACAACAAGGUUGUCAACGAAACAUAACACAAUCAAUCAAACGAUUAAUCAAUAAACUAGUGCCAUCAUCGUCAGGUGGGUCC
Acytostelium subglobosum LB1 is the source of this 1500-nucleotide messenger RNA. RefSeq lists its product as hypothetical. The record is from RefSeq and is a predicted model, not a curated record. NCBI's taxonomy places the organism in Eukaryota, Evosea, Eumycetozoa, Acytosteliales, Acytosteliaceae. The annotation marks the transcript as partial. The transcript has a single exon.